CACAUCGUGGCACUAUUUUAACACUCGCUUUCACUCUUACAUAUGUCAUUUUGCGUAAAACUUUAAGAAAGUAUUCAAAUUUGUCACAUAAACCCUGUCCGCUUCACAAUAAUUGUUUGACUAAUUAACGGUUCAAGUUCAAUUAUUAGUCAACUGUUCAACACUUCUGUGUCAACCUUUCUAAUACGCUAAUAAUUGGAGGAAGCAGUGAACUUUAAUUCAGUAAGCAGUGCAAGAAAAGAAAUACUUCAACAUGGACGGUCUAAAAUCGUCAAGCCGAUGGGCCGAUGAAAUUGAUGACGACGAGUUCACCCCCACCACGGCCACGGUCGAAGUUAAGGAGAAGAAGCAGCCUAUCGGUGUUCCCAAAGAAGAUGAAAGAAUUGUUACAGAAAUCAAGAUUGACCCGGAUUCUGGGAAAAAAUCAAAAAUCUUUAGAACUUUUCGACUAGAAAAACAAUUGGUUAGUAAAGGUGUCGUGGAGCGAAAGAAGUGGCCAAAGUUUGGUCAAUCGAAGAAGGAUCCCCCAGGUCCCAACGGGUACACGACGGUGGUGGGCGAUGACAUCCAAAUGCAGUUCCUCAGCACCGACAAGAACGGAGUUGAGCAGAAUGUGGACGAGACUAACCCACUGGAGGCCGCAAAACUUCAAGGGAAAGGUGUUAGGUGCAGAUUCUGUCAAGAUAACCAUUUCAGUGCCAAGUGCCCCUACAAAGAUGUGGGUCUUCCCCCAUUGGACAAUGCCCCAUCUCGAAUUAUGGACGAUUCAUUGAUGGAUGGCAAGAAGGAUUCCGAAUCGAAACCUGGUAUUUUCGUCCCUCCUGCCAUGAGAGGUGGAAAUCGUCGUGGUGAAACAAUGAUGAGUCAAGCCAACCGCAAAGAUGAUGCCACCAUUCGGGUAUCGAAUCUCCCAGAGUCCAUGUCGGAAACGGAUAUGCAAGAACUUUGCGUCCCCUUUGGAAAAAUCGAAAGAAUUUUCCUUGCAAAAGACAGAGCCACCGGUGUUUGUAAAGGAUUUGCCUUUGUCACAUUUCAAUCCCGAGAAAGUGCUGCGAGGGCACUAGUGGCGUUGAAUGGUUACGGUUACGAUCAUCUAAUUCUUAACGUCGAAUGGUCUGCGAAACGGGCUGACUAAUUUUUUUUGUUGAUUUAUGAUCAUAUAUAAUUUUUUUAGUUGUAGAUAUAUACUUGUUUGCAACUUACGUUAAAAUAAAACAACUUUGAUAUCAUCAAGUAACUUAUCUUUA
Messenger RNA from Folsomia candida, 1247 nucleotides. RefSeq names its product eukaryotic translation initiation factor 3 subunit G. Gene Ontology annotation, molecular function: translation initiation factor activity; RNA binding. The coding region runs from base 254 to 1135 and encodes 293 amino acids. The transcript has 4 exons. Gene Ontology annotation, cellular component: eukaryotic translation initiation factor 3 complex; cytoplasm. Lineage: Eukaryota; Metazoa; Arthropoda; Collembola; Entomobryomorpha; Isotomidae. The record is from RefSeq and is a predicted model, not a curated record.